AUGUCAACAUCGAUACAUCGCCAUGCACCGUGGCGGAAAGCGGUCCUCAUACCAUUCUGGGUGAUUCAAAUAUGUACUCUGUUGGGCGUAAUUGGGGCAUCUGCUCUCUAUCUUGGUGUGCUCGCGUUUGGAAGAGAUAGUGAUCUGCAGCAAGCUUUGAACGAACUAGGAGACGAAUCAAACGGCGUCACUCUUAAAGACAUUCGGGAUGCUUCCAAAAUUAUUGUCCCGGUCUGGAUAGCAGUCUCAUGUGUUUGCCUUAUACUCACCAUAUCGGAGAUCAUCCUCCUUGCUAUUCAUAAACUAAAGCCUAUCGUCUUCGUCAUCAUGAAUGCCUUCAAAACGGGCGCGUGGACUGUAGCUUUUGUUGCAAGCAUGAUUAGCGUAUCGAGGAACGAUCCUAAGUUGCACGGGGCUGCUACAAUCGCGGCGGAUGUUGUUGUACUUAUUGCUUUCUGGAUUCCGUUCAUCUAUGGUAUAUUCGUCUUCGUCCGCAACCGCAAAGCAAAGAGGUCAUACGCGUCUGUGGACAAGCCACUACUCGCACAAGAAACCUCCUAUCCUCCACAAUACAAGAACCUCACGUCGGAGGGCUCAUUUGUGCCAGUUGAGCAGCCGCCACCUGCUCGAGAAAGACGUGCCAGUUAUAAUCAUACACGCGACACACGAUUCGAAACAUUCCGUGAGCAGCGACGCAGUAUGUCAAAUCCUUCGAGUCCCAACCUCGAUACGCCGACUCACUACAAUUCUGGUGUUCCACAAGUAGUGGUUGGGCAUCAUGACCUGGAGGCUUUUGAGAUGGAUAGUGCGAGGCAGCACUUGAGAUAA
Glarea lozoyensis ATCC 20868 is the source of this 828-nucleotide messenger RNA. RefSeq lists its product as uncharacterized. The record is from RefSeq and is a predicted model, not a curated record. The transcript has 3 exons. The coding region runs from base 1 to 828 and encodes 275 amino acids. Lineage: Eukaryota; Fungi; Ascomycota; Leotiomycetes; Helotiales; Helotiaceae.